GACCUCAGCUGUAGGUGUCAGUGAACGAUCUUAGUCUGAUGCGAGCCAUCGUGUCGGUCAGCGGAGCAAACCGGAGAACCGCAGCGGCAGGAUGGGGAAGAAACAGAAGAAAUCCGGGGAGGACAGUGCCAAAGAUGACGGCAUCGACAUUGAUGCUCUGGCGGCGGAGAUUGAAGGAGCCGGAGCCUCCAAGGAGCCAAAAGGGAAGAAGAAGAAGAAAGGAGCCAAGAAGGAUGACUUCGAUGAGGAUGACAUCCUGAAGGAGCUUGAGGAGUUGUCUUUGGAGACUCAGGGAGGAAAGGGAAAGAAAGCAGACACCACAGAGGAAGUGGAGAGCGUCGAGCCUCCCAAACCAGAGAAGAAGAAGACCAGAAAGGGGAGGAAAGGAGGAGCCAGCCCUGAAGAUGAAGAGGGUGAUGAAGGUGAAGGUCAGAUUGAUGAAGAAAGGAACGGGGAGCAGAAAGACAGAAAGAAGGCGACUCCUGCUGCUCCUCCUUCUGACUCCGAUGAUGACAGCGGCUCACGUUCUCGCCCCAAAGCCAAAGGAGGAAAGAAAGGAGGCAAAAAGCCUUCAGUGUCCGAAGAAGAUGAGGACAAAGACGAGGAUGAAGGUGCGAGGAAAGGACAAGGAGGAGUAGGAGGUGGAAAAGGGAAGGAGGAGGAGUCAGAGGAGGACGAGGAGUUCAUCUCCAGGAGAGAGCAGAAGAAGAAGAACAAAGGUAAGGUGGUGAAGGUGGAGAGCGAGGAUGAGGAGGACCAGGAGGAGGAUGGAGGAGGCUUCAAGAUCAAGACGGCGGCGCAGAAGAAGGCGGAGAAGAAGGAGAGGGAGAGGAAGAAGAAGGAGGAGGAGAGGAUGAAGCAGAAGAAGCUCAAGGAGAAGGAAAAGGAGGGAAGCGUGGAAGCUAAAAAAGAGCCAGAGAAGAUGACAGAGGCCACGCCCCCUCAGGUAGCACCACCUGCAGCCGCGACGGAGGAACAGGAAGGGGCAGAACCUGCAGCUGAAGAGGAGGCUGAGGGCGACAAGAAGAAGAAAGACAAGAAGAAGAAGAAGGGUGAGAAGGAGGAGAAGGAGAAGAAGAAAGGACCCAGCAAGGCCACAGUGAAGGCCAUGCAGGAGGCUUUGGCCAAGAUGAAGGAGGAGGAGGAGCGAGCCAAAAGAGAGGAGGAGGAGCGGCUGAGGAGACUGGAGGAGCUGGAGAAGCAAAGGCUGGAGCAGGAGCGGCUGGAGCAGGAGCGUAAGGAGAAGAAGAAACAGAAGGAGAAGGAGAGGAAGGAGCGUCUGAAGAAGGAGGGGAAGCUGCUGACUAAAUCCCAGAGAGAAGCUCGAGCUCGGGCCGAGGCCACGCUCAAGUUGCUGCAGGCUCAGGGUGUGGAGGUGCCAUCCAAAGACUCUGUGCCAAAGAAGAAGCCAGUUUAUGGAGACAAGAGGAAGAAGAAGCCAAACGCACAAACACCUGAAGAAACAUCAGAGGUCACUUCACCGACGUCGGAGACGCCAGAGCCCGUUGCCAUGGAGACCGAGGCUGAGACGCCAGCGGCAGAGCCAGAGGUGAAGCCAGAUGCUGCUGUGGACGACUGGGAGGCCAUCGCCAGCGAUGAGGAGAAAGAGUUGAAGAAAGUCCACAUUGAGGUGAAGGAGGAGACCGCUGCUCAGCCUGCAGGCAGCGAGGAGGACGAAGAGGACGAAGACGAGGAAGAGGAUGAGGAAGAGGAGGAUGAAGAUGACGAAGAGGAGGAUGAAAGCGAGGGCGACGGUGAGGAGGAGAAGGAGUCGACGGCGGCCGGUCACGGUAAGAAGAAGGAGAGCGAGGACGAGAGCAGCGAGAGUGAGGACGACGACGGGAGGACGAAGGAGGAGCGACUGUACGACCGAGCCAAGAGGAGAAUCGAGAAACGGAGAGUGGAGAACCUGAAGAACAUCGACCUGGACACGCUUAGAGCUCCUGUGGUGUGUGUGCUCGGGCACGUCGACACCGGAAAGACCAAGAUCCUCGACAAGCUGCGACACACUCAUGUUCAGGACGGUGAAGCCGGAGGAAUCACUCAGCAGAUCGGAGCCACAAAUGUCCCAAAGGAGACGAUUGAGGAGCAGACAAAGAUGGUUAAAAAUUUUGACAGAGAAAACAUCAAGAUCCCCGGCAUGUUGAUCAUCGACACACCAGGACACGAGUCCUUCAGUAACCUGAGGAACAGAGGCAGCUCUCUGUGCGACAUCGCCAUCCUGGUGGUGGACAUCAUGCACGGCCUGGAGCCUCAGACGCUCGAGUCCAUCAACCUGCUGAAGGAGAAGAAGUGUCCCUUCGUCGUCGCCCUCAAUAAGAUCGAUCGUCUGUAUGAUUGGAAGAAGAGUCCAGACACCGACGUCGUGGCCACGCUGAAGAAGCAGAAGAAAAACACCAAGGACGAGUUUGACGAGCGAGCCAAGGCCAUCAUCGUGGAGUUCGCUCAGCAGGGUCUGAACGCUGCCUUGUUCUACGAGAAUAAAGACCCCCGCACGUUUGUGUCAUUGGUUCCCACCUCUGCCCACAGCGGCGACGGGAUGGGAAACCUCAUCGCGCUGUUGAUCGAGCUCACCCAGACCAUGUUAGCCCGCCGGCUAGCACACUGUGACGAGCUGCGAGCUCAGGUCAUGGAGGUGAAAGCUCUGCCUGGAAUGGGGACUACGAUAGACGUCAUCCUGAUUAACGGCCGUCUGCGGGAGGGAGAGACCAUCAUCGUCCCGGGGGUGGAGGGACCAAUCGUAACACAGAUCAGAGGGUUACUGCUGCCUCCCCCUCUGAAGGAGCUCAGAGUCAAGAACCAGUACGAGAAGCACAAGGAGGUGUCGACGUCUCAGGGGGUGAAGAUUCUGGGUAAAGACCUGGAGAAGACCUUGGCGGGACUCCCCCUGCUGGUGGCUCACAGGGACGACGAGGUCCCCGUCCUCAGGGAUGAACUGGUGCGAGAGCUUAAACAGACUCUGAGCUCCAUCAAACUGGAAGAGAAAGGAGUUUACGUGCAGGCGUCCACGCUGGGAUCACUGGAGGCUCUGCUGGAGUUCCUCCGGACGUCUAAAGUCCCUUAUGCUGGGAUUAACAUCGGUCCAGUUCACAAGAAAGAUGUGAUGAAGGCGUCGACCAUGCUGGAGCACGACCCGCAGUACGCGGUGAUCCUGGCGUUCGACGUGAAGGUGGAGAGGGAGAGUCAGGAGAUGGCCGACAGCCUGGGGGUUCGGAUCUUCUCGGCUGAAAUCAUCUACCAUCUGUUCGACGCCUUCACCAAGUACAGAGAGGACUACAAGAAGGCCAAACAGGAUGAGUUCAAACAUAUAGCUGUGUUUCCGGUGAAGCUGCGGGUUCUUCCUCAGUUCAUCUUCAACUCCAGAGAUCCUAUCGUGAUGGGGGUGUCGGUGGAGGCCGGAGUCCUGAAACAGGGGACGCCGCUCUGUGUCCCCAGCAAAGGGUUUGUGGAUAUCGGCGUGGUGACGAGCAUCGAGAUAAACCAUAAGUCCGUCGACAGCGCCAAGAAAGGCCAGGAGAUCUGCAUCAAGAUCGAGCCCAUUCCCGGGGAGUCCCCCAAGAUGUACGGCCGCCAUUUUGAAGCCACUGACAUCAUUGUCAGCAAGAUCACGCGGGCGUCCAUCGACGCUCUGAAGAACUGGUUCAGAGACGAGAUGCAGAAAUCUGACUGGCAGCUGAUCAUGGAGCUGAAGAAGACCUUCGAGAUCAUCUGAGGGACAUGAAACACAAACAAACGCACACACAGAUAAACACGUGCGCUUCUUCCCUCAGACGACAAGACGACGGCGGAAGUGCA
Messenger RNA from Toxotes jaculatrix (banded archerfish), 3795 nucleotides. RefSeq names its product eukaryotic translation initiation factor 5B (gene eif5b). The coding region runs from base 92 to 3712 and encodes 1206 amino acids. NCBI's taxonomy places the organism in Eukaryota, Metazoa, Chordata, Actinopteri, Toxotidae. The record is from RefSeq and is a predicted model, not a curated record. The transcript is spliced from 26 exons. Gene Ontology annotation, molecular function: GTPase activity; GTP binding; translation initiation factor activity.